Molecule: messenger RNA, 1740 nt
Organism: Lasiosphaeria miniovina
Lineage: Eukaryota; Fungi; Ascomycota; Sordariomycetes; Sordariales; Lasiosphaeriaceae
Product: glycoside hydrolase family 47 protein
Exons: 2
Coding region: 1-1740 (579 amino acids)
Biological process (GO): carbohydrate metabolic process; mannose trimming involved in glycoprotein ERAD pathway
Cellular component (GO): membrane; endoplasmic reticulum
Molecular function (GO): mannosyl-oligosaccharide 1,2-alpha-mannosidase activity; calcium ion binding
Source: RefSeq, a predicted model, not a curated record
AUGGCGGUUGAUCGUCGAAUAUCACGGCUCGCCCUGGUCGCCGGCAUCGCCUUGCUCGUCGUGUUCCUCAUUCGCCCUCGUGGACCGCAGGUGCCGUUCCCGUCCGGACAGCAGACGCCACCGCCGACCGACCACCGAGUCCGUUUCCGGCCCAGCACCUUUGACUGGACCUCGGUCCCCCAGACGCACCCCGUAUCGACGGCCCACCAACUGCCCACCGGCCCCCCGACUCGGCUGCACCGCGUCCAGCACGACUUCUCCGGCUACGUGCACGACGCCACGACCAAGAGCCGCCAGGACGCAGUCCGGGCCGCCUUUGUGCGGAGCUGGCGCAGCUACAAAGAGCGUGCGUGGCUGCGGGAUGAGCUAGCCCCGGUGACGGGCGAGGGCAAGACGACCUUCGGGGGGCUGGCGGCCACCCUAGUCGACUCGCUCGACACGCUCUGGAUCAUGGGCCUCGACGACGACUUCCGCGCCGCCGCCGCUGCCGCCGCCCAGCUGGACUGGGCCAACACGACGGCCACGAGCCUCAACUUGUUCGAGACCACCAUCCGGCACCUCGGCGGCCUGCUGGGCGCGUACGACCUGAGCGGCGAGCCCGCGCUGCUGGCCAAAGCCAUAGAGCUGGGGAACAUGCUGUACAUGGCCUUCGACACGCCGAACCGGCUGCCGGGGUUCUGGUUCGACUUUGACAGAGCCAAAAAGGGCCUCCAGGAGGCCGGCUCCAACGACCCCGCCGCCGGCCCCUGCUCCCUCGCCCUCGAGUUCACCCGCCUGGCCCAGCUGACGGGCGAGUCUAAGUUCUACGACGCCGUGAGCCGCGUGGCCGAAUUCCUCGACAGAACCCAGAGCAAAUCCAAACUGCCGGGCAUGUGGCCCAAGCUGAUCAACUUCCGCGACGAGAAGGUCGACGAAGAGCCUGGCUUCACGCUCGGCGCGCUGGCCGACUCCAUGUACGAGUACCUGCCGAAGAUGGCGGCCUUGCUGGGAGGGCGCGAUCCUAAAUUCGAAAAGAUGCACCGCGCCGCUGUGGCGGUCGCCGCCGACGAGCUACUCUUCCGGCCCAUGCUGCCGGCAGACGAGCCCGACCGGGCUGCCGUCUUGUUCGCAGGCGACGCGUACGUGCACGUUGGGGGCCACGCGGACCUGGCGCCCGACGGGCAGCACCUGUCGUGCUUCGCGGGGGGCAUGUUCGCGCUCGGCGGCAAACUGUUCGACGUCCCGGAGCACGUGGCCAUCGGCGAGGCCCUGGCGCGCGGGUGCGCGUGGGCGUACGGCGCGUUCCCGACGGGCGUCAUGCCCGAGCUGUUCAGGCUCGUGCCCUGCGCCGGCUCGUGGCGCGACGGGCCGUGCGCGUGGGACGACGCGCGCUGGGACAAGGACGGCGAUAAGAAGCUGAGCCGUGGCUUCGCCGGGGCUCGCGAUCCCAGGUACUUGCUGCGGCCCGAGGCCAUCGAGAGCGUGUUUCUGCUGUAUCGCAUGACGGGCAAGGCGGACUUGCGCGACGUUGCGUGGCGCAUGUUCGAGGCGGUUGUCAGGGCGACGCACACGCCGCUGGGUUUUUCGGCCAUUGCCGACGUGACGGCGAGCGGCGAGACGACCAAGACGGAUUCCAUGGAGAGCUUCUGGUUCUCCGAGACGCUUAAGUACUUUUACUUGAUUUUCUCGCCUCCCGACACUAUCAGCCUGGAUGAAUACGUCCUCAACACUGAGGCACAUCCACUCCGCCGGCCAACGUAA